This is a messenger RNA of Periophthalmus magnuspinnatus, 2286 nucleotides long. RefSeq names its product PR domain containing 5 (gene prdm5). Bases 142 to 2037 code for a protein of 631 amino acids. NCBI's taxonomy places the organism in Eukaryota, Metazoa, Chordata, Actinopteri, Gobiiformes, Gobiidae. The transcript has 16 exons. The record is from RefSeq and is a predicted model, not a curated record. Gene Ontology annotation, molecular function: protein binding; RNA polymerase II cis-regulatory region sequence-specific DNA binding; DNA-binding transcription factor activity, RNA polymerase II-specific. Gene Ontology annotation, biological process: regulation of DNA-templated transcription.
UCCUGCAGGAGAAGACACAGAAGUUGAACCUGGAUCUCUCCACGAAGAAUCCGCGCUUUAAAUCAAACUGUCAAUGCCUCAUUACUUCUGGUGACACACGCGACAGCCAAUUUAUGUCAAUGUAGGAGGCAGAUCUCAGAAAUGACAAUGUUGGGUAUGUACGUGCCAGACAGAUUUUCCCUCAAAUCGUCUAAGGUCCAGGAUGGAAUCGGUCUUUACACAGCGAGGCGGGUGAAAAAGGGAGAAAAGUUUGGUCCAUUUGCUGGGGAGAAGAAGCUGCCGAGUGAACUGGACGAGAGCUCAGACACAAGGCUUAUGUGGGAGGUCCGCGGCAGCAAAGGAGAUGUUCUGUAUAUUUUGGACGCCAGUAACCCGCGUUAUGCCAACUGGCUGAGGUUCGUCCACCAGGCGCCUUCUCAAGAGCAGAAAAACUUGGCUGCAAUUCAGGAUGGAGAGAACAUCUUCUACCUGGCUGUGGACGACAUAGAGACAGACACGGAGCUCCUGAUUGGUUUCCUGGACAGUGACAUGGAGGAGGAGGAGGAAGAGGAGGAGGAAGAGGAUGCCAAGGAUGAAGAUGAGAACAGCAAAGAGCCAAAACAUCUUGUUGAGAUGGAACUGGUCAUAAAGAAGGAGGACCACCCCUGCUUGCUGUGUGAGAGCAGUUUUCCCAGUGAGGAGAUUUUGGCGGCGCACCUCCAGAGCCUGCACCAGAGGCCCAGCACGGAGGAGAAGGAGUUCAAAUGUAGAAACUGUGGCAAGAAAUUCCCCAUCAAACAAGCUCUGCAGCGCCAUGUUUUGCAUUGCUCUGAAUCGCUGGAUCCCACAAGCAACUCUAAAGCGCAUGAGUGUUCAUUGUGCCAUAACACUUUCAGCUCAGAGUCCAGUUAUGAGCAGCAUAAAGAAGCAUGUAAAGGAGACGCCAGGUUUAUUUGUAAAGCGGAAAGCUGUGGGAAGAGAUUCAAAAGUAAAGACGCCCUUAAGAAACAUAAAGGAAAUGUCCACUCAGGCAGUGCACGGCGGAAACUGACUUGCACCAUAUGUAGCAGGAAGUGCUCAUCUUCUCUGAACCUCCAGGACCAUCGGAAGAUACAUGAGAUAUUUGAGUGCCAUGACUGUGACAAAAAGUUUAUCUCCACGAAUCAGCUCAAACGCCACAUGAUCACACACUCGGAAAAGCGCCCGUACACGUGUGAGGUGUGUAAUCGUUCGUUCAAACGCCUGGACCAGGUCACAGCUCAUAAGAUCAUCCACAGUGAAGACAAACCAUACAAGUGUAAACUGUGUGGGAAAGAGUUCGCUCAUCGAAGCGUCUACAAGAAUCACAAGAAGACACACUCAGAGGAGCGGCCCUUUCAGUGUGAGGAGUGCAAAGCCUUAUUCAGGACCCCAUUUUCACUGCAGCGUCACCUACUCAUCCACAAUAGUGAGCGAACAUUCAAGUGUGACCAGUGCGAUGCCACGUUUAAGAGGAAGGACACUCUAAAUGUUCAUAUCCAGGUGGUGCAUGACGGACAUAAGAAAUACAAGUGCGACCUGUGUGAGAAGGCCUUUGUCACGCCAUCAGUGCUAAAGAGCCACAAGAAGACUCACACAGGAGAGAAGGAGAAGAUCUGCCCGUACUGUGGACAGAAGUUUGCCAGUAACGGCACUCUGAGGGUCCACAUCCGCAGCCACACAGGUGAGCGGCCGUAUCAGUGCCCCUACUGUGACAAGGCAUUUAGCAAGAACGACGGGCUCAAGAUGCACAUUCGAACACACACUCGGGAGAAGCCAUACAAAUGCACCGAAUGCAAUAAAGCCUUUAGCCAAAAGCGAGGCCUGGACGAGCACAUGAGGACACACACUGGAGAGAAGCCCUUCCAGUGUGAUGUGUGUGACUUGUCCUUCAGCCUGAAGAAGAUGCUGAGUCGACACAAACUCACUCACAACCCAAACCGUCCGAUGGCCGAGUGUCAGCUCUGCCACAAGAAGUUCACCAGGAACGACUACCUCAAAGUGCACAUGGAGAAUGUCCAUGGGGAGACGGAGAGCUAGGCCCAUACUUCAGCACAAACAUGCCUGAUGCCAAAGAUAAAGUUCACUCUCAUACUUCAUACGUGUCCUAUAUACACAGUAUGGAGAUGGAUAGAUAGCACAGAUGCAGCUAAUAUAAAUACAUGGAAAGCAUUAGGAUAAACAUAGUGAGCCAGUGCAUUUAUCAUUCCUCUUGUAAUGUUUAGAGUCACUGAGGAAUUUAAACCAGAAUGAUAUUAGAAAAAUCUACUUUAUCUAGAGUCGCUCAGU